AUGUGCUCUCCUGUCCCACGGGCCAGCUGGGUGUUCUCUGUGGAGAAUAAUUUAAAGUUGUUUAACGGGGCGGUGCGGCGCUUACAGGCGGCCGCUCCCCUUCCCGCUGUCUUCCCGGUGCUGGCAGAAGACUGCGAGAGGGACGGGGGAGGAGGAGGAGGAGGAGGAGGCGGUGGGAUAAUGAAGCUGACCCGGCACUUUGUUCUGAGAUUAUUUGGAUUCCUGUUGACAUCCUUGGCUGCUUGGUAUUUGGGAUACUUUGUUGCUGCUCAUGUACCCCGAAAUACAGUGUCUAUGGCUGCACUUCAAGAGAUUGGAAAGAAACCAGUGUUGAGGGCCCCAGCCCCCAAAAGGCAGAAGUGUGGCCUCUGGGCUCCCUGCCCACCCGGGAACUUCGCCUAUCGCAUCCUCAGUGGUGGUGGCAAACGGAGGAGGCCUAAAAUUUGUUUUGAGGAUGAGGAGUUUAUAAAUGAAAGGAAUUAUGAAGAUAAAAGUGGCAUAAUCAUUGCCAUUGUGAAUUAUAAAACAGGAAAACUCGUGUCAAGAAAUUUUUUUGAAAUGUGGGCAAGAGACCACUCAAGGGAGAUGAUGGAUUUCAUCAGGAAAGCACCAGAAGGGACCCUCCUUCUGAUGGCCACUCACGAUGAUGGCAGCAGCAGGUUGAAUGAUGACGCCAAAAAAUUAGUAGAAGAACUGGGAAGUAAAGAAAUAAAGAAUAUAAAGUUCAGAUCAAGUUGGGUUUUUAUAGCUGCCAAAGGCUUCAAGCUGCCAGAUAAUAUCCAAAAAGAAAAGAUAAACCACUGUGACCAGACAAAGAACAGAUACAAAGGCUGGCCAGCUGAAAUCCAAAUAGAGGGCUGUAUUCCAAGAAACCUGAUCUGAACAAAUGCAUA
This is a messenger RNA of Camarhynchus parvulus, 893 nucleotides long. RefSeq names its product FAM3 metabolism regulating signaling molecule B (gene FAM3B). The coding region runs from base 1 to 882 and encodes 293 amino acids. NCBI's taxonomy places the organism in Eukaryota, Metazoa, Chordata, Aves, Passeriformes, Thraupidae. The record is from RefSeq and is a predicted model, not a curated record. The transcript is spliced from 8 exons.